AAGUCAUACCUUUCUGUCAUCGCUGCCUUAUCACUCAACGAUCAAUGAUCUGAUUUCCAUAUGCCGUCUCUAAAGUUCAAUGACGGCUUGUUGAGACAUUGGCGCAUUUCUUCAGAGCACAUUCACUAAACCGAAAUGAUGACAGAGGGCGAAGUGGUGAUGCCUCCUUCGACAGGAGCAGCCGCCCACAGAGGCCGACGGAAGCGAGGAAAGCGAGAUGUCUUCCAAGGAACGGCCAGCUGGAUGAGCAGUGUCAUCAAUUUAGUCAAUACAAUUGUCGGUGCCGGUGUACUCGCUAUGCCUCUCGCGAUGGCACACAUGGGAAUAACAUUAGGCGUCAUCGUCGUCAUAUGGUCAGGAGUCGCAGCUGGAUUUGGCCUCUAUCUACAAGCCAGAUGCGCACAAUAUCUAGAUCGAGGAUCCGCAUCCUUUUUCGCUCUUUCGCAACUUACAUAUCCUAAUGCCUCCGUGAUAUUUGACGCCGCGAUCGCGAUAAAAUGUUUUGGAGUCGGCGUGAGCUAUUUAAUCAUUAUUGGAGAUCUUAUGCCUGGAGUCGUGCAGGGGUUCAUUGGGAAUACGGCGACUAGCGACUUUUUGCUAGAUCGUCAUUUUUGGAUAACGGCUUUUAUGCUUAUCGUUAUCCCCCUUUCUUUCCUUCGUCGGCUCGAUUCAUUGAAAUAUACUAGCAUUGUCGCCUUAAUCUCUAUUGGAUACCUUGUUAUACUGGUCGUAUAUCAUUUCACAAAAGGGGACACAAUGGCUGACCGGGGUCCGAUUCGUAUUAUUCAUUGGGCAGGAAUUGCGCCUGCUCUGAGCAGUUUCCCGGUCAUCGUGUUUGCUUAUACGUGCCAUCAGAAUAUGUUUUCAAUUUUGAACGAAAUCCGUGAUAAUGGCCAUUUCCAGACCACGAGCGUUGUCUUUGCAAGCAUCGGCGGUGCCGCUUCGAUAUAUAUCCUCGUAGCCAUUACGGGCUACCUAUCAUUCGGAAACAACAUAGGCGGAAACAUUGUCGGCAUGUAUCCUGCAUCAGUAUCCGCUACUAUCGGCCGAGCCGCAAUCGUCGUUCUCGUCAUGUUCUCGUACCCGCUUCAAGUACACCCUUGUCGAGCAUCGGUGGAUGCCGUACUGAAAUGGCGACCAGCGCGAGUAAGCAACGGCCACGACGUUUCACCUCAUAGAUUCCCUCUUUUACCUAGGGCAAACCGCGGUCCUGAGCCUAUGAGCGACCUUCGCUUUGCAUCCAUUACUUCAGCUAUUAUUGUGCUGAGUUUCAUCACAGCUAUGACUGUGACUUCACUUGAAGCCGUGCUUGCCUACGUCGGUAGUACAGGAAGCACCAGCAUCAGCUUCAUCCUCCCGGGUCUUUUCUACUACAAAAUAUCCUCCCCGGAUUCAACAGCCCAUCAACAACUAAUGAAAGAAGAUGAUGAGGCAAACGACGACGUCGUUUCCGAUGGCGAGGUCUCCGGAGACGAGCAGCAACAAAACAGUCUAUUGUUAAGUGGAAGUGGCAUACUCUCGUCAAGCGGCAUUCUACCCGGAAGUCGAUUGAAAAAGACCCUGCUACGACGACUCAGUCUUGCGCUUUCCGUAUAUGGAAUUGUGGUCAUGGUGGUCUGUCUCAGCAUGAACAUAUUCUUCCAUGCAUCUAAAUAAAGCCGACUCUUUCUGUUUCUGAUAAAGUGAUAUAAAUUGUGCCAUACGGCGAGUUCAUACAUUGGGACAUAACAUAGCUUUUGGCCAUUGUAAGUUAGGUGUCUAUGAGCGUUUAGCUUUCUUUUGCUCCUUUCUUUGCUGUUUUGCUCUUUUCCUGAUGAAUUAAACGAACUUCGACCAUACCAGCCCCUUCUCUUUUUGUUUUCUUUCUUGGAAAAAGGGGGCGCUUCAAUGUACAUAAUCAAGCCAGUAUUUCAUUUAACAUAUUGCUAAGAAUUUACUUGACUGACUUGUAUGG
This is a messenger RNA of Talaromyces stipitatus ATCC 10500, 1954 nucleotides long. RefSeq names its product amino acid transporter, putative. The record is from RefSeq and is a predicted model, not a curated record. The transcript is spliced from 5 exons. Bases 136 to 1656 code for a protein of 506 amino acids. Gene Ontology annotation, molecular function: L-tyrosine transmembrane transporter activity; L-histidine transmembrane transporter activity; L-glutamate transmembrane transporter activity. NCBI's taxonomy places the organism in Eukaryota, Fungi, Ascomycota, Eurotiomycetes, Eurotiales, Trichocomaceae. Gene Ontology annotation, biological process: amino acid transmembrane transport. Gene Ontology annotation, cellular component: fungal-type vacuole membrane.